UGUCAGAAAGCAGAGAGGGGACGCAGGGCUAGACUGAGUCCGCAGUGAAUCUUGUGGAUUUCUCCUUUGCAUCUCCACUGCAUCUUUCCGUUUCCCUUUCCCUAGCCAUCCCCCUUCCCCUCCCUCUUCCCCCCCACUGUCCUCUCCGCUCUGGACCGCUCCUCCGGGCAUGCUACUUAAGCCCAAGUAUGACCGCUUCCGGAACGACUCUGUGACCUCCUCCGACGAUCUUAUGCAGAGCCUGGCCAUGAGCGGGAAGGUGGUGGCCACACCGGUGGCCUCCUCGUCCGCGCCGGGCCUAGAGCUGCCACCCCUGCAGACCGCUGCUCUACCUCCGCCUUCAGCCCAGGUGCUGGCUGACUCGCCCGGGAUGGACGGCGAGCAGGACAGCACCACCACCUUUUGCAUGCUCAUCCCCAAAAUGCCCCAGUGGAAGUUCUCCAACUCGUUGCUCAGCCGUAGCCCAUCGAACAGCAGCUCCAGCUCCAAUUCCAGCAAGGAUUCUGGCAGGGCACCUCCGACCGAUAGUUCCCCUGCUGCGGCUUCUGGGGGGACGGCUGCUGCCAGCGGUCCUGUGGCUAGCCUUGCAGCUGUAUUCAACUCCUGUGACCCUGUUUGUGUGGGCCCCUGUUCCCUACAGGCCUCCAGGAGACAGAGGGCCAGUCAGAGAGAGUCCAACGCAGGGGCCGCCGAGGGGAGUCCAGGGGGCUCUGGGAGCUUCAGGACCGGGAUGAACCGGAGGACCAGGGUGGAGGGAAUAUGGCUUGGGGAUAACUUCACCCAGAAGGGCAGCUUCAUCAACAAGCCGUCUCAAGGGUGGUUGCACUCAGACAAAAAGAUCAGCAGCACAGGGGCUUCCUACAUCGUCAGGUACAUGGGCUGCAUUGAGGUCCUCAAAUCCAUGAGAUCGUUGGACUUCAGCACCAGGACGCAAGUCACAAGGGAAGCCAUCAACAGGUUGUGUGAAUCUGUACCUGGAGGAAAAACUGCCUGGAAGAAGAAAACAACGAACAAAACCCUCCAGUCCAUCAUGGGCAAAAGUAACCUGCGUUUUGCUGGAAUGAGCAUCGGCGUCAACAUCUCCAUUGAUGGCUUGAGUCUCCUCGUCCCCACAACACGACAGGUGAUUGCCCAUCAUCCCAUGCAGUCUAUAUCUUUCGCCUCUGGUGGAGAUUCGGAUACACCUGAUUAUGUUGCCUAUGUAGCCAAAGACCCCGUCAACCAAAGAGCUUGUCACAUUUUGGAGUGCUGCGACGGUCUUGCCCAGAAUGUGAUCAGCACCAUUGGCCAGGCCUUCGAACUGCAGUUCAAACAGUACCUUCACAGUCCACCCAAAGCCAUUCCCGCUAUGGAUAGAAAUAUAAGAACAGAAGAGUCAGCAUGGGGUGAAGACGAGGAGUCGUCCGAGCACGAUUACUACAACAGCAUCCCAGGAAAGGAGCCUCCUGUUGGGGGAGUGAUAGACUCAAGGCUCAGGCCUCCUGCGGGCCUACUGGGCCACGUUCACACACACCCACAGAGCAAAACAUCACAGAUGGGGUCACCGGCUAAAAGAGACACAAACAGCCUCCCUGCCACCCACUUGUGUUAUGAAGUCCACUGGGACACAGAGAAUAACAGCAGCUCAAGUCUGACUUCUGAUGGUUACUUGCGAGCAGAUGGUCAUCCUCCAGGCAGUCGCGAUUACGAGGAGCAUCUGUAUGUAAACACUCAAAAUCUGGACAACCUGGAGGCCUCAGCGGUUGGGCGCAGACCUGAGAGCCCCAAGAAGGACAUUUUUGACAUGAGGCCAUUUGAAGAUGCCCUGCGUCUACAUGAAGCCAGUGGUGUUUGUGUGCUGGAGGACAAGUGGCCGAGUCCCCCACGCCGCCGGGCCCCCGUGGCCCCUACAGAAGACCAGCUGAGACGAGAGAUGUGGUACCAUGGCCGAAUGAGCCGCAGGGAUGCUGAGAAUCUGCUGGGCCGCGAUGGGGAUUUCCUGGUGCGGGACAGCGCUACUAACCCAGGCCAGUACGUGCUGACGGGGAUGCAGUGCGGCCUUCCUAAACAUCUGCUGCUGGUGGAUCCUGAAGGAGUGGUUCGAACUAAAGACAUGCUUUUUGAGAGCAUCAGUCACCUGAUCAACUACCAUCUGACAAACAAGCUGCCGAUUGUAGCGGCGGAGAGCGAACUACAUCUCCAGCAGGUCGUCUGCCGAAAAAACUGACCCCCAUUUGAAGCCCAUAUACAUGGGAUGAAGAUGAAGGUCUCGAGGCCACACACUAUUGCCUUAAACACAGACUAUGAGCUUCCACUGGGACUUGUGGGAAAUCGCCGUUCCUUAGGCACUGACCACAAACAGCUUUCAGCAUGCCUCGCUCAAUCGAUCCCCUUCUUCAUCCGAGAAGACCCCAACUGAGAGUUUGGCGUUGGGAAACGAAGCGCUUGUGAACUUUGAGUUUCCCAACAGACUGUCAGAAAAGUUACGAGAAACACGAAAACUUCCCUUCCUCUACGAGCGUUCGAUCAUUGAGCUGUCGUUUCUAAACGUGAUGUAUUCGCUAACUGUGGAUCCGAUCUUCUCUGAUGGACGUCCCUGUUGCGCUUUACCAUCGGUUUGCUCUCAGGAUGCCGUGUUUGUAAUGGACGUUAUAUAAAGCUCAUAAGCUCAGUCGCUCUAAUGCAGUCGUAUCGGACGCACAUGUUUCAUUUACGAACUCAGGACCAAAUGUUUUUGGGUCACGCUCGAGAGAUAUUGCUCUUUUUUUAAUAACUGUGAUCCAGACAUGCAUUAUACGUCAUAGUUUUGUGUUUAGUCACAAGUCGUCACUCAAAGGUACAUCCAGUAGUUUGGUGCGUGAGCAUGUUAACAAAACUUGGGUUCAGACUACAUGGUAUUUUUGUUUGUUACGAUCUCAGUCUCAGAUUAUAUUGUCAGGGUGUUCGCGGGGUCUUAAAUAAAUCUCAAAAUUUACACUUUAAGCCUUAAAAAGUCUUAACCCUACUGAAAUAUUGUGUUGUAGGCCUUAAGUGAAGUUUCAUAAACUAAUUUCGAGAGGAGCACAUGAUAUGAUUGAGCUCGUCUGGCCACUCAUCUGUAAUCAGUAAUAAUCCAAUCAGAGUGAUCCUAGUCUACUAUUAAUGGAUCAUUUUCUCCCUACUGUUUCUAUCUUCGUUUGGAAGAAUCCCCCCUUCCACCCCAUCUCCUCCUUUUCCUCCCUUUUCUAAAGGGGAGCUCUCGAGACCUACCUGAUCUCGGAUCUCCUGAUAUGCUUAUCGACCGGGCGAGAGCCCUGGGCUCAAAUAUCUCCGAGCUCAGGGUUCUCUCCCGGGACAGCAUGCCAAACCUGCUUUAUACGCCAAGCAUAUCUAAGUGGGAACUCUUGAAAUUUUCUUUUUAACAGGUCUUAAUUUUCCUUUGUUCAUGUAUAGCUACUCAAUCUGGCCAACACCCUUACAAUCACCAACUAUUCAUCCAUUUUAACUCUAUUGACCGUAAUGGUUUAAUUAUUUUCCUUACAAUAACACUUGAUUGAAAGUCCGCCAUGUUUUUACUGCUGAGGAUACUUUUAUUAUUAAAUUAUUAUUGUAUUGAUAAAUGUAUUCAAUUAUAAUGAUUUUUUUGAGGGAGCUAGUGAAAAUCCUUUUUAACCGGGAUAUUCAAAAAAAAUUUGUCCUGUAUGAGUGUAAAAUUUCAUUCAUAAUGGGUAAAGACUAGAUCGGAUAUACAGACAGCCGAAAGUGCGAUAUGCAGAUCAAUAUAGCAGCAUUUUUUAUGACACUGUAUAACAAUAAUUCAUAUUUUUACAGUACUGUGACGGUUGUGGUGAGGGUAGGUGUUAAAAAAUACAUUGGGUAAUUUAAUAGAUAGCAUAAAUAAUACUCGGUACAACUACUGUUUUUACGUUACUGUGACUGUUGGGUUUAGGGUUGGGGUGGGGGUAGACGGUAAUAAAAUACAAUGAAUGGGAAAUUGAAUUAAUAAUAUAAAUCAUUCUCGUUAACCUUUGGCCGCAACCAUAUCCAAUCUAGCAACAACCUUCAUAAUGGCCUUAAAAAUGUCUUUAAUUUAACCUGGUGAAACCUUCAGAAACCCUGAUUGUUGUCCAGGGGUGCGUUUCCGAAAACCAUCGUUAGCUAACUAAUGUCGCAAGUUCCGUCGUUACAAAUAUAGUUUGUUGAUUUGCCAUUUCCCAAAUCUGUCAUUCCAACGAACAUUCGCAAACUGCGUCGUAAACUUGUACGCUUGCCACUGCACCUCUAGAGCUGUAGUUAGAAGCAUAGCUCCUGGUUGUGUUCUCUUCCCUGUUAUCCCCCUUAUGCCCUAUUCAUUUAGAUCGUUCUAACAUUUAAACUUGGAAUAAUAAUAAAAAAACGCAUUAAAGUCAUCACUCUUAGGUGUAAUCUGCUUUCAAAGUAUUUUUACACUUCAGUUUUAGCGAUCUUCAUAUUGAGAAUUGGGCUCCUUUGUAGUGCACUUUGAAACAUUUAUCCCAUUUUGAACACGGCCGUGGCUCAUGAUGAAAACGAUAGGUGACCUAUUAUUUAAAAGCGGAAUUUAGGCUAUGGUACGUCUC
Messenger RNA from Danio aesculapii, 4556 nucleotides. RefSeq names its product SHC (Src homology 2 domain containing) transforming protein 2 (gene shc2). The record is from RefSeq and is a predicted model, not a curated record. The transcript is spliced from 13 exons. Gene Ontology annotation, biological process: intracellular signal transduction; cell surface receptor protein tyrosine kinase signaling pathway. Lineage: Eukaryota; Metazoa; Chordata; Actinopteri; Cypriniformes; Danionidae. Gene Ontology annotation, cellular component: plasma membrane. Bases 170 to 2206 code for a protein of 678 amino acids. Gene Ontology annotation, molecular function: receptor tyrosine kinase binding.